This is a messenger RNA of Mya arenaria, 534 nucleotides long. RefSeq names its product P2X purinoceptor 7-like. The record is from RefSeq and is a predicted model, not a curated record. NCBI's taxonomy places the organism in Eukaryota, Metazoa, Mollusca, Bivalvia, Myida, Myidae. The transcript is spliced from 4 exons. Bases 1 to 534 code for a protein of 177 amino acids.
AUGGAGCUGCCUGCGAACGCUGAAUGUAAUAAUAUUUCGCCGUACCUGUAUGAGCCUGAAUGCGGUACGUGUGUCAGUUCAUCUAACAGUAGUGAAGGUGAAACUGACGAAGAAUUGGACGUUGAAGAACAGGUUCUUGGACCCAAACCAUCGAACUGGUGCCAGUGUGGAAAAUGCGUCCAAACGACUGUAAUAGAGUCUGUAUGCUGUUGCAGCAUUGCCCUUGUCCAGGCUAGGAUGAUGGAGCAGCAAGUCAGCUGUAUUUCUGACCAUGAGGGUUUUAAGUCCAACUGCCUUAACCACUGGGUCAUUGAGACGAGUUUUUUCGAGUUCCUGCAACGUGAAGGCCCACCACUUGAAGAUACACCAAUGAAUGAAACUUAUCGGUAUGUUUCAUACCGAAGAUUUGCAAGAUUCAUAUGGAAGCACCUGCCGAAACAUUCCAGGAAAGUGCUGCCAUCAUGCGUGGUGAAUGCCAUUCGCCAGGCAUUUCCCUCUGAGGAAUAUUGCGGGUUUAAAUAUGCCUCAGUGUGA